Leishmania braziliensis MHOM/BR/75/M2904 is the source of this 936-nucleotide messenger RNA. RefSeq lists its product as hypothetical. The record is from RefSeq and is a predicted model, not a curated record. The transcript has a single exon. Lineage: Eukaryota; Euglenozoa; Kinetoplastea; Trypanosomatida; Trypanosomatidae. Bases 1 to 936 code for a protein of 311 amino acids.
AUGUCGUUGAAGGAGCUUAAGGCGACCUUUGAGGCCAACAAGCGCAUCUACGAGAGCGUGCUGCUCACUUUUAAAGGUGUUGAGGGUUAUGACGUGUACAACUGCUCCGUCCCCUUCUUCUACGGGGGAAAGCUGCACAUCUACGGCCGCAUCGAGAAGCGCGAGAUUUGGGCCGCGUCGCAUGUGCGCCUCUUCGAGGAGACGGGCAAGGAUGAGUUUACGGUGGUACCGGAGCUUAGCUGGGAGCUGGAGGACCCAUACGUCCAAAAUGUGAAUGGUGAGAUGAUCUUCGGCGGCACUCAUGUCCGCAAGAACGGCAACUGUAUCCUCAGCUACUACGGCUACUUCUACCGCGGCACGCCUGUGGACUUGAGCUACUUCACAGCAGGACCUGACUACAUGAAGGACAUUCGCGUGGUUUCACUUCAAGAUGGCCGUAUCGGGGUCUUCUCGCGUGUUCGAACAAAGAUAGAGGUGUAUGUUGGAUUCGCCGCGGUCGACACCAUCAACGACCUAACUACAGCGGUGAUCGCGUCGGCGAAGGCUAUCAAUUUCAUUAAACCAGGGUCGUGGGGCGGGGUCAACCAGGCGUACUUGCUAUCGAGCGGUAAAAUUGGCUGCAUUGGCCACUCUGCAUACAACGACGCAAAGAUAUCUGGGGAGCCGCUCAUGGUAUAUGUCAAUAUCUCCUUCGUGUUCGACGCCAAUACACGCCAACUGGAGAUGGAGCAGGUGAUCGGAACAAAGUCUUGCUAUCCUACUUGCCCGGCAAAGAUACCAGACCUAGAGGACUGCGUGUUCGCCUCCGGCAUUGUCAUGCGCGACGAUGGCAAGUGCGACCUGUACAGCGGCGUCGGCGACACCCACGAAGGCCGCAUCACCAUUGACUACCCGUUUGAUGGGUACGGUAGAAUCGUUGGCCAGCUGAGUUUCUAG